AUGGAUGUGCGAUGCCGAAGAUGGAGGUGCGAUGCCGAUGAUAGAGAUGUGACGCUGACAAGGUUUCUGCUACGCCAACGAUGGAGGUGCGAAACCGAUGAGGUUUGUGCGAUUGGGUUGAGUGAGGAAGAAGAGCUGAGAUGGGGCUGCGUAUUCAACGAAGAUGAGAUGAGAUGUGAGAGAGUUGUUCCGGAAAUACAGAAACAAAGAAAUUCCACGGUCGAACUACCAAAAUAG
Messenger RNA from Prunus armeniaca (apricot), 237 nucleotides. The record is from the annotation of a GenBank genome assembly. Lineage: Eukaryota; Viridiplantae; Streptophyta; Magnoliopsida; Rosales; Rosaceae.